Etheostoma spectabile (orangethroat darter) is the source of this 1007-nucleotide messenger RNA. RefSeq lists its product as uncharacterized. Lineage: Eukaryota; Metazoa; Chordata; Actinopteri; Perciformes; Percidae. The transcript is spliced from 4 exons. The record is from RefSeq and is a predicted model, not a curated record. Bases 50 to 727 code for a protein of 225 amino acids.
GUCGCUGCUUGCAGCUUUUAAUUACUUUUGUGUGUUUUUGUUUAUAGAAAUGGAGGAAAUCCACCCACCACCCCCUCCUUUUCUCUGCCCUUUGGCUCUGAGCUGUUGUAAAGGUGAACUUCAGACCUUCAGUAUCUGGUGCAGUGGGGGACAUGUCCCUCCCAACGGGUGCCGUCCAGCAGAGACGCUGAGAGCACGCAGCAGACAUCACCUUCUAUCAACAACCUCAUUCAGUGAACUCUUCCUGAAGAUGUCCGACCUUGCUGAUAACAUAGUAAAAGGAGAUCUAGCGGUGGGUACAGGCGGGAACCAGACCCUGAUCCACGCCAUGGACCGGCCCGGUAAAGCUUUUGCUGCCGGUACCUAUGCUGGUGCCGGGAAAUUCGAAGAUGAACUGGAUGAGGAAACUGGAGUGUACGCUGGGGCAGGAGUCGGCCACGUUCAGGCUGAAUGGAGUUAUUUUGAAGCAGAGGCCAAAGGGCCCAACGCCAGCGCAGGGGCCGAAAUCUCCAGGGCAGUGGGGGUCAGAGCCAUGGCCAAAGCAGAACUGGCCAGUGCUUCGGCCUCUGCUGGUCCGGUGAAAGCCACCGUCGGUCUGGCGUUAGACACCGGGGGCAGCCUCGGUCCGUCAGGGGUAGAGGCUAAAGUACUGGGAACGGGAUUCUCCUUCGGUCGUACUAUGGGGGUUUCUCUGUUUGGCACCGGGGUUGAGAUUAAAUUAUGGUAGACUGUGGCUUUUUACCAAACACAGCUCUUUGUGAGUGGGUGUUAUGUCUCUAUGACAACAAUAAAACAAUGAAAGAACUUAUAAAUGAAACUGGUUCUGACAUUUCCAACUCCACCAGAUAUCUGUCCUCCAUCCUGUCUCCUGUGUUAACGUCACUGCAGAUCUGACAUUUCAACAUGAUGACGUGAUUCUCCGUGUCGGCUGCUUUUAAACAACAGAAUGCUCAUAGUAUAAAAUGUAGCAGUCUUUGUCAUACUGGAAAUAAAGUGCAGAAAAAAGA